AUUCUGCAUCUCAGACCUGACCGAUUGUACCUGAAAUAUCUCUCCCGCCUCGUGUCUGUUUAUUAUCUUUACAUUUAUCACCGAGAGGAGCUGGCUACGGUGUUUUCUCAAGCCUUCGUUGUCCAUGCGUGUUAGGGGCGAGCGGCGGAGACGGCUGUUCCCCGCGCCCACGUUAUGGCAUGAAAGCGCUAUCCUGUGUCCAUCUCGCCAGUGUCAUCAAUCGGUAUGAGAUAAUGAGGCCACAAUUUGUCGUUUUAGCAGCAGGUUCCCCCUUACUGGAGCCCAGACUCCCUCCCAACACAUCGAGCGCGGAGCAUGUGCUGGAAGAACCUGGCAUCUCGGUGUACUCUCGCCUCUGCGGGUUGGACUUGGAUGUGGUGAUGGUGAAGAUUUAGUCUCCCCUGGGCCGGUGGCGGAGUGAGAGUGGUGUGUGCGUCGUCGCGUCGGCCAUGUCCCACAGUGCCCGUGACUCCUACUCAAGUUUGGCUCCGUCGGCGUGGCCCUGACGGUGGUGCGGCAUCCCCAGGCCCGGAAGCUGGCCCCCUGGAUCUGUUGAGUGUGAUACCGAGUGUGACACAGAAUUAAGAGCAGAGUUACAUAGAAAAUUCCUGCAGUUGAGGUGAUGUUCCUCUGAGUGAUCCUCGCCCGGCAGUGGAAUUUUCGUGUCAAGUUGGAAAAUAUUGACUGGAUACACUAUGAUUGGAGAUGGUUAGUGCUGGAUUAGGGUGAGGCUGGUCGGCACACCCAAUCAGGAAUGGUGAAAAGGCCGUGAGCAUGGGCAGGUAGCAGUAUGGUCUCAGGGAUUGUGGUGGGUGGCGGCACGGUCUCUCCUCACCACAAGUAUGUGGCGGUCACCCUCCUCACUGACGAGACACUCACUUUCGCUGCUGAGGUGAAAACCCGAGUCGGCGAGGUAUACAGCCAGACGUGCUCCUACCUGCAGCAGCUGGGCAUGCAAGACACUGAACUGUUUGGGCUCGUCGUCAAUAUAGAUGGAGAAAAUGUGUUCGCAGACCCCGACAGCAAGCUCAGCAAGUAUGGGCCCAAGGCGUGGAAGACGUCACUCAAUGGGAUGGACGCGAGUGGCGAACCUCUUCUACAGUUCAAAUUCCGAGUCCAGUUCUACGUGGAGACGCAUCUCUUACUUAGGGAUGGCCUCUCUCGCCUCCACUACUACCUGCAGCUGCGAGAGAACGUGUUGCUCUACCAGCAGCCCCUCACCGAAGAGGCCGCCUUUCUGUUGGCCUCGCACGCGCUCCAGGCCGACCUCGGUGACUUCAGCGAGGACCAGCACCACGGCCACUACUUCGACCCCGCCCACUAUUUCCCAUCCUGGGUGGUGGAGCGGGUGGGCGCUGGCUACCUGAUGGACCGCGCCUCCCAGCUGCACCGAGACAACUUGGGCCUCACGCGGGCGGAGGCGCAGGAGCAGUACAUCCGGGAGGCGUCGCAGCAGGAGGCGCCGCACAACCUCCACCUCUACCGCCUUCGCUACAAGAAGCAGGACCCGACCCCGACCGUAGUCACCGCCAUAUGCGCCCGCGGUCUUGAUAUUUACGAGGAGGACCCCACGGCGCCGCUCCACACGGGCAGAAAGCUGAUUCAGACCUUCCAGUGGUCCACCAUCGGCAAGCUGACCUUCGAGAAAAAGAAAUUCGAGGUGCGGGCGCUGAGCUACACCGAGAAGCUGGUCUUCUACACGACGAGCGACGAAAAGAGCAAACACCUUCUGUACCUGUGUCGCCUCACUCACCAGUUCAACAUGGCCCUGCAGCCGCGCCUCGCCGAGCUCCGCAGGGUGCAGGAGGAAGACCAAAGGCGUUACCGGGACAGUUAUAUCUACAGCAGCGACAAAUACCGGGAAAUGGGCGCCUUCUCAGACACACUGGGGAGUCUUCGAGGCUACCUGGCCAAGACCUCAGCCGACCAGCGUGUCUCCGUCAUCUCAAACACUUCUUCCAACACCACAUCUGGCAUCGUAUCGGAUCGUAUGCUCUCCAUGGACGGCAGUGAGGAUGAUCUAGACUCUGAGAUCAUGAUCAACACUCCCCCUGCGGCCAGCAUUGAGAGUGGUGUUGAGUCCCUGACCCAUUCCCUCUCCCGCCUCGACUCAUCCUCCAGCAGCCCCCAUGGUCACACUCCAGACUUUGAUGAGGAAAGCCUGAGUCAUCCCUCAUUCACCCCCCCAUCCUCCACACCUCCCUCUGGAGGACGCUUGUCAGGCUCCCUUGGCAUGUGUGGGAGUGAUGCAGGUGGAGCGUCUCUAGGCCGAGCAGGUAGUGUUCAUUCCUCCUCUUCACAGCACUCUGCUUCUACUGUCCGCUCCAGGUAUUCUCUGGUUCCACACAGAAUUCCUCCAAAGUUGACUAUGGGAGCAGAAUUGGCUCACAUUACUUUGGCACCUGACCUCCCCCACCUUGCAGACCUGCCAGGUAUGGUGGCAGACCGGCCUGGUGAUGAAGAAAGUGAUUUGUGCAGUGGAAUGUCUCACACUCAACACAACUGCUGCUCAACUUGUUGUGAUGAUGACAACACCUCUAUCACUUCCACUGACGAUGCAGAUGACAAUGAAAAUGAUCAAGAAAUCUGUAAAUGUGGGUCUUGUGCCAUGUGCAUCCUAAAGCAAACCUCUGCUGGUUUCUUGCACCGAAAGCUAGACAGUGAGAACUCUAGUGUGGCAGCACAAAGAGGAGACCCAGGACCCCAUACUUAUGAGGAUUCCUUGGAUUCUGCUAGUGCAUCUGCCCAAUUUUUUAGGCGGCCAACUUUUGCCAGUGAUGAUGCCUCAGUCAUGGUCCAGCCAGAUCUAGAUGAAUCAACAACUUCUACAUAUAAUUUUUCAGAGGAAGAGUAUAAUCAGCUGGAUAAUAAUGAUGAUUAUGUUGUUCUUUAUAAUGCUCACCCACAGUUUCAAGAGCAGGAGGAAAGUGAACAAGAAGCAGAGGAAAGAGAAGAGAGACCUCAUACCCCACCAAUAUCAAGUCAUCGUCGGAGUCCUCAAGGAGCAGCUUUGAUAUCUGGAGGUGCUUCCCCUACUGGUUCAGACCAACAUGAUGACCACAUAGAUUACUCUGUGGAAAGUGCCCAUGCAUCAUUGCUAGCUUCCUAUUCACCAGCACUAGCAAUUUCUCUUGGAGCAUAUCGGCCCAGGGCUUCAGUUUCAUCAACCUUUGACACAGACAGUGACUAUGUGCAAGUGUCUGGUAUUGAAGGACCAUUCCUGACAAUGCCUCCUGCUCCUGUCUCAAUGUCAACUGUGAAAACUGUAACUCCUGUUGCCAUAGCUUCCUCUCAUGCUAAUGCACCAUUAUCUUGUGACCCUCUAAACAGGAAUUUAGAAUCAAAUAGUAAAAGAUCAUCAUUAGCAUCUCCAGAUGCAGUUAUUAGUGAAGCAACAGUAGCCAGUGCAAGUGAGGCUCCAGCAAAGUUUAUUAAAUCAAAACCCACCAUCACUGUUCAAAAAGCUCACACUCAGUUGGCUUCCACAGCUGCCCCGUCAUUCACUUCAGUGCCAUUGAGGCGUGGUAUUGUCCACACUUUACCUCAAGUUCAGCCCAGACCUAAGAUUGAUGCAGUUCAGUCUCUUCAGCGAGGCAAUGCUCAAGUUAAUCCAGUAGGACUCCCGCCCCCAUACUCCCGCAACCAUGGCUCAAAUAAGGUUAAAGUCAGUGUCAGUGGUGCUCAAAGUAAUUUAGAAGUACCUGUCAUUAGGAAGAAUAACUACUUGGAUGUUCGUGCAUCCUCUUCCAUCAGUGAGUAUAAGACUCGUAUCCAUCCAGAGCAGCAUUCCACAGUCAUGCCAAGAAGCCUCUACCUCAGACACCAGCAGAAGGCAUUGCAACAACAGCAGCUCAAGCAGCGGCAGCAUCUCCAGCGCCUGCAACAGCGUCUUAGUAGUGAGACUGUCUACCAGCCAGCUGUCUAUGCAAAGGGUGUUGGAGUGCCACUGCUCCCCUCACCUACCCUCACAGGCUACCACCAGCCCCACCAUCACCAUCAUGCCCAAUCCUCGGGCAUUCAGCCUCAAGUUUCUAGCUACAUGCCAGCCCAGCAGCAACAACAGCAGCAACAGCAACAACACCAACAGCAACUUCAGCAGCAGCCACAGCAAGCUUACUUGUACCAUCAGCCUUAUAUAAAGAAUUUUUUCCAGAACCCUCCUCCACCUGCACCACACCUUGGUUAUGGUAUGGGUGCUGGUCCUGGGGGUUCUGGUUAUCAGGUGGCUGUAGAAGCUGCAUCACCCUCAUACCAGUGUGCCAGUGACCCUGGAACCUACCCUCCUCCUCCACCUCCUCAGCAGCAGCAGCAGCAGCAACAGCAACCAUCUCAGGCCACUGUAUACACCAACCAGGUCAGCUUGAGCCAGAUUGAGCAGUUCAAGGCUCAACUUUACUCAGAUGUGGACUAUGUUAUAUACCCGAUGAAGGAUCCUGCUCUCAGCCGCCAGGAGUACAUGGAUGCUAAACAGGGGCAGGUUAUUGCCACACAAGCACAGCAGCAACAGCAGCAGGCAAGCAGUAGUAGUAGCAGUAGUAGCUUUGCCUACUUGCCUCCACCUCCUCCAUACCGCAGCCCCAAGCUGUCUCCACUCUACAGAUCAACACCCAAUGUUGCAGCAACCCUGAGUAGUUGCAGUGGUUUAGCCACAGGUGGAGGUGGCAGUGUCUCUCUUCUCUCCUCUUACCCAUCCUACCAGAGUCUAACCUCACAUCAACCUGGCUCAUCAUCUGGCUACUCCUCCAUGGCCAGGGGUCGCUGCUUCUCCCAGCAAUCCCUCGCCUCCUCCUCGCUUUCCUCUGCUCCCUCAGGAUACUCAGCCUCCACACAGAGUCUGACAGGGAGCUAUGAACCAUUCUCAGAAGUGAUGUUGAGGGCAAACUCCAUGCUCCGUGUUCGCUCAGAUGAAUCCAUUCUGUCUUCGACACUUGCAGACUCAACUGAUUCUCAUGCCCUUGCUGAGCAACCAUUGCCUCCACCCCCACCUUACCGGCCCAAGGAAACCUUGGACGGGCAUGGCCAUGCUGAGGCCACCACGGGAAGUGCUGGGAGGGGUCGCACACGAAAGUCAGGGGGGCGCCUCAACCUGCAGCAGCUGCGGGAGUGCAGCCAGUUCAUGGAUGUGCCACUCAUUGCUGCCCUCUGCUCGGACACAACCCUCCUCACACAUCCAGGUCGCACCCCAUCCAUUGACUCCACCUCAACCCCAGGCACCAGCACUCCCCCAGCUACCCAGUCUGACACCUCAGGCUCGCCAGGCACUCGCCCCUGGGACCUGGAUACAUCGACGACACCUUCCCUAGUGAGCACUGACUUGGGUCAGUCCACAACAGAUGCCCACCAUGUUAAGACAAAGCGCAAGCAACGUGGUGUGAAAGCAACUCGUAGGUACUCUCUCUCUGGCGUUUAUACAACAAACCAGGUGCCAGUCACUCAUUUGAAGUCAAAAAGUAAUAAGACAUUUAGUGGAGUUCAUCACCAUCCAACCCGAACUGGGCAACAGACCCCAGUAACCCAGGAGGUUGAGGACCCACACAACACUAAGAUCUCCUAAGAUGAUGUUUUUCAUAUUCUGCCUCAUAGCAGCAUUGUAAGCUUAAUGAACUUUGCAUUUAUUUUACAUUUUAUGUGUUUUCAGAUUCAUGCUGAAAAAAGUUUACAUAAUUACUGAAAUAGGAAGGUUUUAAUAUUUAGAACCGAUAUCAAACAACCAUAUAAAAUCAAGCCUGUAACUGGUUUUGAUUUUUCUCAGAUAAUGAAAUAACACCUCUAGGAGUUUAUAUACUAUCAUUUAAUAUUAAUAAUAGGAAGAUCUCAGCACUGAGAUAGAGCUUAGAGUCAUCCAUCAGCAACAUGGUGGAACCGGCAGGAACAUGGCAGGGCUCUGAGCCUCCAUCACCCUGAUCUCUUGGACAUUGGCUGGGCAGCAGCCUUUUACAUUGUCGUAAUCACAAACAAUCUUACUCAGGCAUAAUUUUUAUUCUUGUCUAUUGUUCAUACUGAUUGCAUGUAUUUACGCAUGUGCUACUAUUGGCAUGUACAUUGUUAGGGACAGAGCUCAUUCUUAGGUGUCAUCUCACCCUCCACAACCAGAUUCAAAAGCUAGACUGCUCAAGACAUCUUGUAUGUAUUUUGUAAUAAAAUUGUCAUAAUCAAUGCUCUGUUAUCAGUUUAGAGAAGAGAAGUCACAAAGUGACUCAUGCAGCCCAUUAGCACUGACUUUAUCAGGCUGUGAAGUCCUUAGUGACUGAUCUCCCAUUCUGUGCCACAGCAAUACUCCAGUAUUAGCAUCAUGUUAACUUCUGUUUCUGUGCUGGGGCUUUAUAUCUUAUCAUUUGUACCUUAGUAUUUUUGUUCACAUGUAAGGUAGGUGUACAGUGACGUAAGGAAUUAUGUAUAGCUCUAACACUGCAUCUGGAUGUGGGAGGGUCUCUGUAGACAGUAAGUAUUUGCCCAAUCACACUGUCAACUGCUGCCACCACCACUGCCAGUGUUCGGAAUGGUGAUGAUACCUUAGUAAGACUUGUAUCAUAGAUGGUAUUAGAUAUGCAUUAUGCUCAGGGGCAUAGGAUUUUUUUUCCUAACUCUCAGGCUGGGAUGAGGUGCCAACAGCCCUUACCCACUGGGAGGUCUGGGGCUUCCUCAGCCUCUUCUUCACUAUGGAGGUCUCCUCCAAUUCCUGUAUUUAUGUCUUUUGUUUGUGGGGGUUAUUUGUAUUGUUCUAUCUGUAAGUCAUUACUGAAAAAGUUUCCAGGAUGUAUUCCAGAUCUCAGCUCGAGCCACUUAUAUUACUCUGUGGAUGGCUUGAGAGUGAUUGAGGAGCAUUCGUGGUGAGUAUUGUUAAAUGAAAUUUGUGUGAAAACUUCAUAUGGAAAUUAGAAAUUCAAUAUUUGUGAAGAGAAAUACUGCAUGUAAUUCCUAUAUGUUUUAUGAAUAGUUAUAUGCUAGUUAAACCAACUUCCAUCAUUUAUCAUAAGGUAGCCAGUGAAGUAGCAAAAUUUACACGAGUGACAGUUAUUUAUCGUAAAUGUUUUUCACACAUUAUAAUUUCUUUCAAACCAACAAUCUGUAUAACAACAACCCAGGCUACAAGAUUAUAGCAACUAGUAGGCAGUGGGUGUAGUGUUAUUUUUUAUAUAUAGUGUAGGAUUAUUACUGUUUAAUUUGCAUUGUUUUGUAGUGAGUCCUGUGCUCAGCCAGUGAUUGCAGAUACUGAUGUAAUGCCCCUUUGUGCAUCCAGUCCUCUAGAAGGAAUCACAUGGCAUCACCUCUCCUUGCAUCAUUGCAUCAUUCUCAGGGUUGGGUAUUGGAGCUGUCUUUGUGACUUCCAUUUUUAUCUGCACACAUUUCUGAGUUUGUCAAAAUUAGUACAUAAGUUGAGCUGCUUUUGUCUGUUGUAACAUAUUUAUUUAUUGAAUUCUUUAUCACAUAGUACAACCAGCAGCUGUAGCCGUGACACCUGAAAUGUGUUCAUUAUGGAUCAUAAAGAUUGACCAAACUAAACUAUGAAAAAAUCUGGCUGCUCCACUCUGAUUCUUGUUAUUUUUAUUAAUUGUUGUCUUUUAUGAAAUCAAGCUGCAUUUGAAGUCCUUUCAUCAAAGGUGUUUAAUUUUAUAGUCAUGUCAGUGAGUUGAAGUUACUUCUUGUUUCAAUAAGAAUUCUCUGCAGAGCCUUCUUCCUAGUUACAUUUGAUAAUUGCAUAAUUAUCUGCUCAGUAGUACCUGAUAAAAACACAGCUUUCUCAUUCUUGUGUUGCUUCACUACAUGCCUGGUUUGUCAUCCAUGUUGAUAUGGGAACUAGACUACUGUCUUACUUCAUUUAGAAAAACUGAAAAAAGAAAAGUUCAAAAACAAUCAAUCAAUGUGAUGUCUGUCAACCAGACAUUGAUUAAAACUUCUUUACUACUGCAAAUCAUCUCCAAGAUCUGUUUGUCUAUGCUCCCAAAGUUACUGAGGUACCAGUGCAGGCACCACUACAGCUCGACAAUGCCUUUUGAAAGAAAGGUUUUGCACAGCAAGACAUUUGUAUGCGAAUGGCUUUUAAUUUAUUCCAAAUCAUAAAUCAAACCUUACACUACUCUUACUUGUUUUCUGAACUUUGUCUUGUGUAGGAGGUGUAGCUUUUUGGGAUGGAAAGGGAAUCUUUACUUCAUCACCAAUCAAAUGCUCUCACUGAAUGGUAGACCCAUAGUUCUUCAGAGGUGAUGUCCCAAGUACUAAUGGUGGGAUGUUUCAAGUCAGUGUUAUGUGCCCAUAUCUUGGUAAAUCAGGAACAGCCAUAUUGAGAUUCUCACCAUUCCUUUCACACAAAUACUCAUAGCCUACAUUUCAUGAAGUCAAAAUCAUAAGCAGUGAAUAACAUUAAUGAGGGGCAGACAUGAAGUUGUUAAAUGUUUGAAUUAGGAGUUUCAUCUGUUCUCUUAUGAAACAAUGGCAUCAUUUUCUUUAUACAUGCAGUUUUUUUGCAUGCACAGUUAGCUACAGGUCACACUAUUUAUAGUAGCAUUGUUUUUUUGGGGUCUCCAAAAGCAUUUGGAAUUUAUUAAAUUUCAGCUUCCCACUCCAGUUUUUUUCUUCACAUCAGCAUUCUUAUCAUAAUCAUCUCAUUUCCUACAAUAGUGGAGAAGGAAGUUGAAUUUUGAAGACAAGAAAACAUUUAUAUUUAUAGGGAAAUGAUUGCCCAGUUAAAUGAUUGAACUGAUCUGCUCCUACUUAUUUUGCAGUGUGUGUUUGUCUGUGUGUGUGUGUGUCUGAUGAAAAUUUAGAUUUUUUUCAUUUAUUAAUGAGUGUGAAGAUUAUGUAGAGGAAAUAUAAGAUGGGAAAUCAAGAUGUCAGUGGAAGUAUAUUUGGGGAGUGUUAGUGUGUGGGACACUGCAUUACUGGUUAACAAAUUAGAACUGUAGGUUAGUGUUACUACUGCUCUUUGUGUGUCAAGUUUAGGAAAUGCAGUGAAUUUUUGCUUUUGACUGUGCCAUGUUGAUCAGUGUGGUAUUUUGGUGUCUGUAAAAACCUGUUGAAUUUGUUUUUGUUUUAUUAAGUAUUGAAUGUGAAGUCAUGAGCAUUCCAUAGAUAUUCAUAGAUAAAUAAGAAUAUUAGAAAAUUCAGUGAUACUUAAGUGACCUUUUAGAGUGUGAUUUUUUGCUGUUUUUAUUUUUGCUUAAUUAUGUGUUUAUGUAAAUACUGUCAUGGACACUACUGUCAUGGCCACACAGGUCUAGUUUGGCCUUAUACUGUACUGCUAAAUUGUUACCUUUCAGAUGAAUGCAUGUUGUUCUUGUUUUAUUUAAGAAAGGAAACAAGUAAUGUAUUCUAGAAACCAGAGCCACAGGUGGUGGUUGAAAAACAAGCCUUUAAACAAGUGUCGCUUGCUGUACCACUAUGACCACUGCAUGAUUUUCAAUUGUAGCACAACAUUCAGACUCUUCUAAUGGUAUUUUCCAUGUUAACAAUCACCCUCCACAUAUCAGUCCAGUGAAUUAAUAAUUUAGUUUUCCAGUUAUACCAUAGCUUGUGAAAUUAUCCUAUAUUUUAGGUAUUGGUUCCCAUAAAACAAAGUUUUAAAUGGAGGUGUCCAAUCAAUGGUAUGUCUGCAUCUGUUGAAUAUUGAGGAACAUGGUCUAAACAUUGCUUAUCUAUCUUUACUGGACCUGAGAAGACAUUGUUUAGAUCAUUGUCAUUGGGUCUUUAACAAUGCAAUAAAAAUGCAAAAAUUUGGCAUCUUAACUCUCAAGGGUAAAAUUUUCAUAGACAAUCCCUGCCUAAUAAAAAAAAUGGAUGCAUCAUAUGUUGUGGACUUAAACCAAAAAAUAUAUAUUAUGUAUGCAUGCCAAUGUGUACAUACAUGUUAGUUGGAUGAAUAUGCCAUAAUUGUAGCUUGACUUGCAGUGUUCUGAUGGUGCACAUAGGGCGCUGAAUUCUAGGUAUAGCCUUCAGAAAUAAAAGAUUUUUAAGUGUUUUUUCAUACAAGAUUUGUCAGUUGAAUGAGUGGUUUGUGUAGCUGAUCCAUGUAUUACAUAUCGUCUGUUGAAUCUUUGUUACUACGUGGAACCUUCACUCCAUUCUUGGUUCCCAAUGUUGAUUGCACAGUAUAUUUUCAUUUCAAGACUAACUUAUUUUUGUAAAAUUAUGUUCAUGCUCAGCAUUUUUAUGAUAUUGAUUUAGUCACUGCCUAUGUCCAUCCAUUUAACAUCAUAGCUAAGUUUUGGGACUUCCUAUCACAUAGGUCACAAAUAAACAUAAGAUUUUGCAGUUCAAGUUAGUAAAAUUCCAUAUAAAUACAUACCAACCGUUCCUUUCUAAAAAAAGUUUGUCUUUAGGAAUCUGUGCAGUAGCAGAUACAUGCCUACUUUGAGGAGUUUGUUUUGACUUAUAGUCUUCCAAAUAUGUCGAGGCCGGUCUGACGUAGGCUCCCACGGGUCCUUUCCUCCCCUCUGCUCUUCCACACAGUCCCAACACCUAUCUCUUCCUCUCAUAUGUAAGCUAUAGGUAACAUAUGAAAGGAAAAAAUAGGUGUUGGGACUGUGUGGCAGAGCAGAGGGGAGAAAUGGACCUGCGGGAGCCAACGCCAAAACGGACUCGACAAUUUGGUUUCACUAUAGUUAAGUUGCCCUGCACAAGAGAAUGGGAGGUUAUUGCAGUGAUGGCAUUGCUUAUAUGCUCUGUUUCAUUCCUAAUUUCUUAUUAUGAGAGAGAGAGAGAGAGAGAGAGAGAGAGAGAGAGAGAGAGAGAGAGAGAGAGAGAGAGAGAGAGAGAGAGAGAGAGAGAGAGAGAGAGAGAGAGAGUGUGUGUGUGUGUGUAAGGGGAGUGAGCGUGAGUGUGUGCAAGGCAAUGGGUCAUAACUUAAACUAUGAACACUGUGGCUUCACCCUUCAGCAAAGUAAGCUAGUGUUAAUCUGACAGGGAUUAAAGACCUAGCUAAGUUUUGGGCAUGAUGCAUAUAUACAUAAUACAUAACAUGAAUUUGUAAAUAAAUUAUGAAAUUUGUGAGAACUUAAUCUUCAAAAUAGUAACAUAAAAUGCUCCUCACCUUGCAUAUCAACUUAUCCAAAAUAAGUGAUGCACACUGAGAUCUGAUGUACACACACACAAACACACACACACAU
Molecule: messenger RNA, 11102 nt
Organism: Eriocheir sinensis (Chinese mitten crab)
Lineage: Eukaryota; Metazoa; Arthropoda; Malacostraca; Decapoda; Varunidae
Gene: ex
Product: FERM domain-containing protein 6-like
Exons: 13
Coding region: 791-5554 (1587 amino acids)
Biological process (GO): positive regulation of hippo signaling
Cellular component (GO): cytoplasmic side of apical plasma membrane; cytoskeleton
Source: RefSeq, a predicted model, not a curated record